Rhizopus microsporus ATCC 52813 is the source of this 734-nucleotide messenger RNA. RefSeq lists its product as uncharacterized. Bases 1 to 462 code for a protein of 153 amino acids. The transcript is spliced from 3 exons. The record is from RefSeq and is a predicted model, not a curated record. Lineage: Eukaryota; Fungi; Mucoromycota; Mucoromycetes; Mucorales; Rhizopodaceae.
AUGCGCAAUAAUUCUUUAAUACAAAAAUUUAAUGCCACUAUAACCACUACUACUACUACCCCUAUCAAUAACGCUAAGCGCAGAGUCAGCUUCGAUUUAUCUCAUAAUACUGUUUAUCUAUUACCUUCUUUUGAAGAGUGCCGUGAUGCUGCUAAACAAGCAAGGCGCGAAGAAUGGCAAAAGAAGACACUCAAUGAAGAAAUGUUGAGUGAAGAUAUUAUUGUCGAAAUACAAGCAGAUACAUCAGCUAAUGCUAGACACUUGGAGGAACAAGAGCAAAAAGAUGCCUCUGCUACGGUUCAAUUAAAAAGUUGUCUCAAGAAGCCUCCUAUGAAGAACACAGAAGAGGAUAGAAAGAAAAAGCAUACUAGUCAUCAUAAAAAGAAUAAUCACAAAAAGAGAAAGAGAUCAUCAUCAAAAUCAUCUCAUUUAGAUAAAGUAAGCAUGAUUUCUGUUCAUUGAAUUUGUAGAUUACAAAAAGAAGAUUCUAUCUUCUCAAGAUACACUUUGGCAUCUGCUCACAUUUGCCCUUAUCUCCUGCGUUACUUCUUUAAAAGAAAGAAAAGGAAGAAGCGUAAAAAGUUAAACUACUUGCAAUCUUAUUUUGCCUCUUACAUUACAAUCUCCCCCUUUCCUUCUCCUCUAUUCAAGUUUCCUUAUUUCCCCUUGCUAUCAACUCAUGGGAAUUUUUAAUAUUCUAAAUAAGAAAUAAACAACCAUACGGUGCUCACGGU